Messenger RNA from Phyllotreta striolata, 1529 nucleotides. Lineage: Eukaryota; Metazoa; Arthropoda; Insecta; Coleoptera; Chrysomelidae. The record is from the annotation of a GenBank genome assembly.
CCGCUAGUGGGGUCUCGUGUGUGUGUGCACUAUGCCCCACAACCUCGUCCAAAACAAAUCGGCCUGUUAGUUGUUUUGUUUUCGUCGCGGCGUGGUUUGCUUCGCGACCGGUCAUGUGGCAUCUUUGCGUGCCACGCCGAUAGUCUGAUCGUUCUUGGACUAUGGAUUAGGAUAGGACGUGCAUUCGAUUUAAUUUUUUUCUUUUUUUUUCAUUCGUUUUAUGCCAGUUUUUGAGCCAGUUUUAGUAUUAGUUUUUUUGCAUUACUACUUUACGAUUUUUUUUGUCGGAUCCCGCUUUUUUUGGAGCGAUUCAAGAAUUCAGCCCGUCUACUUCGUCAUCGCUCGGUAGACUAUAAUCGAAAAUUUUCGACCGAAUUGUUAUGGAACGCCUCUAUCGAAACUCUAAUUUUAUAGCAGAUAACAAAAAUUCGUUACUUUUUUGAAACUUUUCGAUAAAACUUCGCUUAUUUGUGUUAUGCUUCGAAGAUAACGACGGUCGAAAUAUUUGAAAAUAGUCACACGUGGACUGGUUGUUUUCUUUUUGAUAAGACGAAGAAAGAGGAUAUUUUCAUGGUUUUCAUGGACGAUUGUCGGUCGGACCUCAACAGGUGCACAGGGGCUCCGAGACCGGCGGUGCCCUUAUCACCAACAGCUCCUGAGGCUGAAGGACCUCCUGUUCAAAUAGAACCGGUCGAUCUCAGCGUAAAGACGCCCGUAGUUCUUCAAGUACCGAAAUUUCCGAAGAAGUUGAAAAAUCCCGCACCACCCUUGCAAAUCCACCAACCGCCUGAUAUUCCUAAAUUCAAUGUGAUAACCCAACAAGACAUCAGAUUUAAUUUAACAGACCCCAGAUCUCUGACAUCGACCACGGCCCUGCUGGCUUUCCAGAGGAUAAAGGACACGUCUUUGUCAAUCACCAGAAGUUCCCUUUUGGAGUCGACGCCCAGCAAAUCAAGUACAAACAGCGCCAUCAAGCAGGAAUUCGAAGACUCCAAAGCGCCCGAGGUGACGAUAAGGAGGAGGAAAAUCCACAGGUGCGAUGUGGCAGGAUGCAAUAAGGUUUACACGAAGAGCUCGCACUUGAAGGCGCACAAACGGACUCAUACCGGUGAGAAACCCUAUCAAUGUUCGUGGGAAGGUUGCACGUGGAAAUUCGCGAGGUCCGAUGAAUUGACGAGGCAUUACAGGAAGCACACGGGCCAGAAGCCGUUCAGCUGCAAUCUCUGCCAGAGAUCGUUCAGCCGGUCCGAUCAUCUUUCGCUGCACAUGAAAAGGCACUAAUCAAUAGGUAAAUUAAUAUGAUAGAGAAAUAUUCGCGCGGAAAAUGCCUGCAUUGAAGGUACCGUUUCUUGGGGGGAAGUGGGGUCGUCGAAAAUUGUUGUAUUUGUAGCUAGAUAAAUGGCGCAUAGUUAUGCGUUUUCUGUGGAAAUUUACAGUUGGAAGGAAAUGUUAGUGAUAGGAAUCGCGGCUUUUCGCAUCGAAAUAUUUACGUACUAAUUAGUUUUUAAAAUAAUACGUUUAUUUUUGAA